GUGUCUUUCAGAGCUGCCUCUUCGCUUGUCUCAUCUCCCCCUGACAGGAAGCUGGAACCUGCCUUCAGGGGCUUGAUGGUAUCUCGCUCGUCUGGGAUCCCGAAAGGCCGCAGGAUGGAUGGAGAAGAUAGUUGCCCUGGCCCUGGCCCUGGCCCUGGCCCUGGAGAGGCGCGGUACAGGUGUGACGUGUGCGGGAAGCAGUUUGCCUACACCUCCUCACUGUCCAGACACAAGAGCAGCCACACCGCUGGCACCUGGUUUGAGUGUGAGGACUGUGGCAAGGGCUUUGUCUACCUGGCCAAGCUCAACACGCACCGGCGUACCCAUGACAAGGCCCGCCUGUACGCCUGUGCCGACUGUGGGAAAGGGUACCUGCACCCCUCAGUGCUGGAGGCUCACCGACGCUCCCACACUGGAGAGCGGCCCUUUACCUGCCCGGUGUGUGGUAAAGGCUUUGCCCAGUCCUCCGCCCUGUGCUCCCACCGGCGGGUACACAGCGAGGAGCGCCCCUUUGGCUGUGGUGAGUGUGGGAAGAGGUUUAAGAGUGCGCAGUGUCUGAUGAAGCACCAGCGGUUACACACUGGCGAGAGGCCGUUCGGCUGCCGACUCUGUCUGAAGCGUUUUGUGAGUGCCGGGGGGCUGCUGACCCACCAGCGGGUCCACACUGGCGAGCGCCCCUUCACCUGCUCGCUCUGCAGCAAGAGCUUCGCCCACGCCUUCAGCCUGCGCACCCACCAGCGGGUCCACACUGGCGAGCGCCCCUUCACCUGCUCCCUGUGUGGCAAGGGCUUCACCCAGUCGUUCAGCCUGCGCACCCACCAGCGGGUCCAUACUGGGGAGCGCCCCUUCACCUGCCUGGAGUGCGGUAAGGGUUUCACCUACUCCUCCAGCCUGCUGGGGCACCGGCGGGUCCACACAGGUGAGCGCCCCUUCACCUGCCCACACUGUGGAAAGGGCUUCACCUACCUGUCUAACCUGCAAGCCCAUCGCCGGCUCCACUCCGGGGAUAAGCCACUGGCACCUCCUGCCCCACUCCCUCCCACAGCUGGUCUCGCUCCGCCCCCCCACGACCUGCCAACGUCUCGCCCGAUUGGUUGGAGGACCGAGUCGGUCCUCCGAGCUCCGCCGUCACCCCAUUGGCCGGGGCGCUCCCGUCAACCGGCGGAACGUCCCGCCCGCCGCCGCGGCCGCCGACGGGUGGGCUCCGUCUCGGCUCCAGGGGAUCCGGUGAUGGAUGGUCCGGGGCGGACGGCAAGCCUGGAGCACAAGCGGAGUGGGGCGGAGCCCAAGGAGCCGGGAGACAGGCUGGACGUGCCGGGAGGAAGAGGGAGCGUCGCCGCCAGCCGAGAAGGGGGAGGGGUUGGUGCCGAGGGGGCGGGCAAGGCCUAUGUCUGCCCACUGUGCGGCCGCGGCUUCACCCAGUCGUCCAACCUGUCGCGGCACAAGAGAAGCCACAGCGCCGAGCGGCCGUGCACCUGCGAGGUGUGUGGCAAGGGCUUCUUGUACCCCUCGCAGCUGAAGACCCACAUGCUGGGCCACAGCGGCGAGAAGCCACACUCCUGCCCCCACUGCGGCAAGGCCUUCUCCCGCAUGUCGGGCCUGCUGACCCACCAGUGGGUGCACACGGGCGAGCGACCCUACGUCUGCCCGGUCUGCGGCAAUGGCUUCACCGACCCGUCCAGCCUCAGCGUUCACCGGCGGGGUCACACCGGUGAGCGGCCCUACGUCUGUGCCGACUGCGGCAAGGCCUUUGCCCACUCCUCCACCCUCCUGGCCCACCAGCGGGUGCACACGGGCGAGCGGCCAUACGUCUGCCCGGACUGCGGCAAGGCCUUCACCCAGUCCUCGGUGCUGGUCGCUCACCGGCGCCUGCACACGGACGAGCGGCCCUACGUGUGCGCCAUGUGCGGCCGGGCCUUCGCCCAGUCCUCCUCGCUGCUCACCCACCAGCGGGUGCACACCGACGAGCGCCCCUUCGCCUGCCCGGUGUGCGGGAAGCGCUUCCGUUGGCUCUGCAACCUCCAUACCCACCGGCGUACCCACACCGGCGAGCGCCCCUUCGCCUGCCCGCUGUGCGGCAAGCGCUUUGUGGACUCCGGUAACCUGCAGGCCCACCGGCGGCUACACGCGGGCGCCAAGGACUUCUCCUGCACCGUGUGCGGCAAGGCCUUUGUCCAGCAGGCCGCGCUGCUGGUCCACCACCGGGUACAUACCGGCGAGCGGCCCUAUGUCUGUGCCAUCUGUGGCCGCGGCUUCGCCCUCUCCUCCACCCUCGCCAUCCACCGGCGCCGCCACACUGGCGAGAGGCCCUUCGUUUGCUCCGUCUGCGGCAAGGGCUUCUCGCAGUCCUCCGCCCGCCUGAAACACCAGCGGGUACACCUCACCGAGGGAGCCGCCCGGGAACCAGCCUCGUGAACGCUCCCCGCCUUCCCCUCCCACACCCACUCUCUAACCGACAGCCUCCCGACGGCAGCCCGGGACCAAACCUGCGUCGCCAACACAAAGUCCGAGGAUGGGGAGAGAGCUCAGCUGGAUUGGGAAAUCCCAGAUGAGAAGGAAACAGAGUUGGAUCGUCAGAUCUCAGAGCAAAAUUCGGGUGUGCUUUGCUGAUGGAUUCCAGGCUGCUGUGUCUCCCAACCCCCUUUUCCUCCUUUCUCCCCGUAACUCACAUUCAUGUCUCUCUCUGUCUCUCACACUCAAUGACCUGCCCACCCCCACCACCAUUCCCACAGCCCUCAGGUCCCGGUCUCUCCCACUGUGGGGGGGUAACAUCUUCUCCAUGCCCACCCUCCCCUGGGUCAUCCCCUCACUGUGCCCUCGGGUCCCGGUCUCUCUUGCUGUGAAGGGGCAACACCUUCUCCACAUUCGCUCUCCCCAGGUCUCUCAGUAUUCUGUCUGUUUCAAGCCCUUCACCCCCAGGAUCCUUCCCGUAAACCUCUGGACACCUCCCCGAGGCCAGCACACCCUUCCUUAGAUACAGGGUCCGUAACUGCUGACAGUAUUCCAAGUGCAGUCUGCGCUGAGCGUUAAUCGGCCUCAGCAGGGCAUCCCUGAUCAUGUAUUCCUGCCCAUCUGCCUUCCUGGCUGCCCACUGAACCUGCACGUUAACCCGAGGAGAAUCCCGCACCAGGAUCGCUUCCCCCUCACUUCGGAAGGAGAGUCACGUUAGACUGGAAAGCUCGAUUCUUUCCAUGUUUCUCUCCCCCGUGGAUAAUGCAGAGUGUCCCCAGUGCUCUCUGAUCUCCAACACCCGCAAGUCUCUGCCUCACACUUCAGUGAGCUUACAUCCGGAUGUUUGAGUCGGAAAAGGGUUGAGGAUGAGGUGACCAGAAGUGAAAUUAUCCGAGAUGAGGGAAGCCCUUUAAAUUAGUUGGAACGUAUGAAGCAGUCAAGGGACUUGGGAAUGGGUGGGAGACUUGUCCAUGCAACACAGAAAGCCAGCACAUGGGCUACGACAGGCAGGUGAGUCCAGUGUUGGCCCUUAUUUCAAAGGGGGAUGGAGUGUCAGUGUCAGGAGAUCUCACUGCAACUGUACAAGGUGCUGGUGAGACCACAUGGUCAGCAGUUUUGGGCCCCUUAUUUCUUUAAGAAAAGAUGUCACUUUAUUCAGAGGCAGUUCAGAGAAGCUUCCCAGGAUGUUCCCUGGUCUGGAGGCAUUGUGUUCUGAGCACAGUUUGGCACCCUACUCUCGGGUAUUUGGGAGACUGGCAGGUGAUCUUAUUGAAACAUGUCGAGUUCUCACAGGGAUUGACAGGCUCGGUGUGGAGAGAAUAUUCCCCCUCAUGGGAGAGUCUAGGAAGAGAG
Messenger RNA from Chiloscyllium plagiosum (whitespotted bambooshark), 3804 nucleotides. The record is from RefSeq and is a predicted model, not a curated record. NCBI's taxonomy places the organism in Eukaryota, Metazoa, Chordata, Chondrichthyes, Orectolobiformes, Hemiscylliidae.